This is a messenger RNA of Verticillium alfalfae VaMs.102, 1257 nucleotides long. RefSeq lists its product as hypothetical. The record is from RefSeq and is a predicted model, not a curated record. NCBI's taxonomy places the organism in Eukaryota, Fungi, Ascomycota, Sordariomycetes, Glomerellales, Plectosphaerellaceae. Bases 1 to 1257 code for a protein of 418 amino acids. The transcript has 4 exons.
AUGAAGGGCCACACGGGCGAGGGGUUCCUGUCCGAGGGUCACCGCCUCGGCGGCGGCGGGCAGAAGCCCAUGCACGAGGCGCGGCGGCUGGCCCGCGCAGCGCAGAGAGGCGACGCGCCAGAGGGGCAUGGACGGUCACCGCCCGCGGGGCAGAGGCUCGGUGGAGCUGCGCCGAGCCCCGGGCAGGAUAUACGAAGGACGAUCGCCGGGGCGGCGGAGCGGCGCAAAUACGACGCUGCAGGGGUUGUGGCACCGAACGGGUUCCUGCACGCGGCCCGAGGAGGACGCGGGCGACCGAGGCCGCCCAUUUCGCAGCGCUUGUGGGAAGCUCGUGCAAGAGGAGAAAAAGCAAAAGUCCGGGCAAUUACUACGUGCCCCAAGUGCCACAUCCGAGGGCAGCCAAGGAGGUGCCGUUAUGCCAAAUCAUGGCGGGCCGCCGCCGCCGCCGCCGCCUGUCCUGCGCCAGAAACGCGACCGCCAACCUCAGGAUCGGCGCUGCAGCCCCUGGCUUCAUCAUCCCGGGCACCGACUGAUCAGUCGCUGACUACGCAGAAGGGAUGGACAUGCGGCCUGUGUACCUUGCACAACCCGGCCACGUUCCUCGCCUGUGAUGCCUGCGGUACACAACGGGGAGAAGACGUGUCGCGAACAUUGUGGACACCUAACGAGGAGAAAAGACGCACAACACCACUGUCAUUAGCAACAGCAUCGGCGUCAGCGUCGACAAAAUCCACGUCGGCAUCCAUACCGACAAUAGACCUGACUGACAGUCCGCCCUCCACGGCCAAGGCUAAGGCCAAAAGUGUGCUGCCUGCGGCGACGCCCGCAAACCCUUCGGUGAAGAGCAGACCCCAGACUUGGCAGUGUUCCUUCUGUGGGACGAGAAUGGAACGAGAGUGGGUUUGCGGGCUUCAAGGGUCCAUUGAUGACGAUCCUAGGCCCCUUACUUCAGGCCAUGACGUAGCACGGCAGAGACGAGCAAGGGGAGGGGGGGGUUCAGGGCCCAAGACGGCAGGUGAUCUGCGAUGGGUGGCCGCCCCCCAGACGAAAGACCUGCAGGACUUGGCCCUCUUGGGUGCCUGGGGGGGUCGCGCUGAACCGUUCCCCGGCGCGAAAUUCGAUCUGGAAGGGUCUCUUGUGCCAAGUGUCUCGCAGCGAGUCUCCGCUGGCCCACGGAUGGGGAACCCGUUGCUCGAUCAUUGGCAAAGGGGACAAUCCCAUUUGGCCCUGGUCGCCAAGCUCCAUCCAGCUCGCUGA